UUUUUAAAAUCCCCUAGAUCACCUCCUCCUCCAAAACCCUCUUAGCGCUUGAUCGCAGGGUUUCGUUUCGGAUCCAUUCCCUUUCAUGGAUGGGAGGCGGAUCACGGUCACGGUGAGUCCUCGGCCGUGCUCUGGGAGGAGGAUUGUCGCGAGGAAGCGCCCGCGGCCCGAUGGGUUUGUCAACACCGUCAAGAAGCUGCAGCGGCGGGAAAUUAGCUCUCGCUGUGAUCGCUCUUUCAGCAUGGCUGAUUCGCAGGAAAGAUUUAGGAACAUACAGUUGCAGGAAGCUUAUGACACUUACGAUCCUAAGCAGCAGUCAUUCUCACGGCUGCCUUGCCUAUGUAAAAGGUCAAAAGUUACAGAGAUUGUGGCUGCUCAUGAUAUUGUUUUUGCUUUGACACAAUCUGGUGUUUGUGCUGCAUUCAGUAGAGAGACAAACCAGAGGAUUUGCUUCUUGAAUGGGGCUCCAGAUGAAGUAAUUCGUAGUUUGUUUUAUAACAAGAACAACGAUUCACUUAUCACUGUCUCAGUAUAUGCUUCUGACAACUUCCGCUCUUUGAAGUGUAGAACAACAAGAAUUGAGUACAUUAAACGAGGAAAACCAGAUGCUGGUUUUGCUCUUUUUGAGUCAGAAUCAUUAAAGUGGCCUGGUUUUGUAGAAUUUGAUGAUGUAAAUGGAAAGGUUCUUACAUACUCUGCUGCAGAUAGCAUAUACAAGGUGUUUGACUUAAAGAACUAUGACUUGCUGUAUUCUCUAUCAGAUAAACAUAUCCAAGAGAUUAAAAUCAGCCCAGGUAUAAUGUUACUGAUAUUCAGAAGAGCAAGCAGUUAUGUGCCUCUAAAGAUCCUCUCUAUAGAGGAUGGCACAAUUCUCAAGUCUUUCAAUCAUCUUCUGCAUAGGAACAAAAAAGUUGACUUUAUAGAACAAUUCAAUGAAAAGCUUCUUGUGAAACAAGAGAAUGAAAAUCUCCAGAUUCUUGAUGUGAGAGAUUUUCAAAUAACAGAAGUAAGCAAAACAGAAUUUCUGACACCAUCAGCAUUUAUCUUUCUGUAUGAGAAUCAACUGUUCUUGACAUUUCGAAAUGGAAAGGUGGCAGUGUGGAACUUCCGAGGUGAACUAGUUACCUCAUUCGAGGAUCACUUGCUGUGGCAUCCUGAUUGCAAUACAAAUAACAUUUACAUUACAAGUUUUCAGGAUCUUAUAAUUUCUUUCUGCAAAGUGAGUUCUGAAGGUUCAUCAACUGAAGCAGUUGGAUCCAUCAACAUCAGCAACAUCCUAACUGGAAAGUGCCUGGCAAAAAUUCAGCCAAACCACUCAAUCAAAUGCCAACAUGCUUCCGGAUUCGAUAGUUCAGUCACAGAAGCAUUGGAGGGCAUAACUGCACUUUACUAUGAUGAAGAUCGAAAUGAGAUAUACACUGGAAACAUGCGAGGUCUUGUUCAUGUCUGGUCCAACUAGUGACCUGCUUGCCUUGAGUAUAUGUUAGCGAGGUACAUCCCUGCCUUACAUCAUUCUUCUUAGGUGUAUCAUGUGCAACAGUUGGUAGGUGCAUUAUGUACAACAGUGUACCAUUAGAAAUUCUCAUAGUCCUCCCAAGGCUUUCUUGACAAUUUAUUCUAUAAAAUUUAAUAUUUAGUCAUUUUCACUUAUUUCUAAUCGGGAGUAGUCUUCUUGCCAGAACUAAAUCCUAAUAAGCUGUUAAGAGUCAAUUAAUGAAAUGCUUUUAGUGUGGCUUUGAAAUGAUUAUAAUUGUGGUCUUUAUGUGGCCUUGACAUAUGUGUUUUGGUAAUUGACUUUUUGUAACUUUGGUUUGUGAUUAUAUACGCUGCAUUUAUA
Messenger RNA from Dioscorea cayenensis subsp. rotundata (Guinea yam), 1837 nucleotides. RefSeq lists its product as uncharacterized. The coding region runs from base 86 to 1459 and encodes 457 amino acids. The transcript is spliced from 8 exons. Gene Ontology annotation, molecular function: protein binding. Lineage: Eukaryota; Viridiplantae; Streptophyta; Magnoliopsida; Dioscoreales; Dioscoreaceae. The record is from RefSeq and is a predicted model, not a curated record.